AUGGAUCGCUUCCGGCAAGACUCUGAAAUCGAUGAGGCUACCAAAGCCGAAACCGCAGAUGCACUCACCAAGUCGCGUCAAUUUCUCACUUCUCGUCUAUUGCCGGACCUCGACAGAGCGAACCAAGUCCACCAAAGCCUCAUCGCCCAAAUUGAGGGCUACAAGAAGCUGCGAGAGACGCUCAGAUCGCUGGACGUCGAUGAAAACCGUGUGAAAGACUCAAAUGUAGCGGACAAGGACGCCACACUGCUAGCAGACAUUGGUGGAGGUGUGGCUGCCCAGACUCGACUUCUAGAAGGGGAGAAUCCGAUCGUCUCACUUGGGCUCGCCAACUUUUACGCACAACUCACCAACAGAGAAGCAAGAGCUUUCAUCACAAAGAAGCUGAGCUUGCUCGAAAUCAAACGCGACCGAGCGAUAGACAAGCUCGCCCAGAUCGAGGCCCACAUUCAUCUCACUUCCACAUCAAUAACGCAGCUUGAUAAUCUGCAUCGCGGUGGCUCCAUCAUCGACGACGUAUGA
Molecule: messenger RNA, 522 nt
Organism: Mycosarcoma maydis (corn smut)
Lineage: Eukaryota; Fungi; Basidiomycota; Ustilaginomycetes; Ustilaginales
Exons: 4
Coding region: 1-522 (173 amino acids)
Source: RefSeq, a predicted model, not a curated record